Messenger RNA from Myxocyprinus asiaticus (Chinese sucker), 1562 nucleotides. RefSeq names its product serine dehydratase-like (gene sdsl). Gene Ontology annotation, molecular function: L-serine ammonia-lyase activity; threonine deaminase activity; pyridoxal phosphate binding. The record is from RefSeq and is a predicted model, not a curated record. Gene Ontology annotation, biological process: L-serine catabolic process; L-threonine catabolic process. The coding region runs from base 164 to 1144 and encodes 326 amino acids. NCBI's taxonomy places the organism in Eukaryota, Metazoa, Chordata, Actinopteri, Cypriniformes, Catostomidae. The transcript is spliced from 8 exons.
UAACUUACGCAGGUUUAACCUGUAUUACAUAAUUUUGCAAGCUGUAGUUUUCAUCUUGCUAUCUUGGACAUUUGGACAUUAGUUCAUUAGUGCUGGAGAAUUGUAUUGUCAGCAAUCAAACUCUGAACUACACACUUACGUUAAAACCACCCUGGAAUAGAAAAUGUUGCGCACAAUGUCAAAGCCAGAUGGAUUUCACAUUGUCACGCCACUCCUCGAGAGCACGGGCAUGUCUAAGCGAAUGGGGAGUUCCGUGUAUUUGAAGAUGGAGAGCUCACAGCCCACCGGUUCCUUCAAAAUCCGUGGAAUAGGAUUCAUGUGUCAAAAUGUUGCAAGUUCCACCAAGCCGAACGGUGUGGUUUGUUCUUCUGGUGGUAAUGCUGGGAUGGCCACAGCAUAUGCAGCAAGAAAACUCAACCUUCCAGCCACCAUUGUUUUGCCCUCUGCAACACCCCAACUGGUAGUGCAGAAACUGAAGGACCAGGGAGCUACGGUCAAAGUUGCGGGCAAGGUUUGGGAUGAUGCAAAUGAUGAGGCCCUCCGAUUGGCUGAAAGUGAAGGUCUUACUGUGAUACCACCAUUCAACCAUCCACUAAUCUGGAAAGGUCAUACCAGUAUCGUACAUGAACUCAAGGCCUCUUUGACAACCAAACCAGGAGCUAUAGUGUUGUCCGUUGGGGGUGGUGGUCUGUUUUGUGGGGUGAUGCAGGGGCUGGAUGAGGUGGGCUGGGGCAGUGUGCCUGUCCUCUGUAUGGAGACUGUUGGUGCAGAUUGUUUCAAUGCCGCCCUGAAAGCCGGAGAGCUGGUUACAUUGCCAGACAUUACAAGUGAAGCAACGUGUCUGGGAGCAAAGACAGCAUGCAGACAGGCGUUUGAAUACAGCAAACGGCCCACUGUCAUUUCAGAGGUGGUGACAGAUCUACAGGCUCUGGAGGCAAUGGAACUGUUCCUGGAUGAGGAGCGUGUGUUGGUGGAGUUAGCCUGCGGAGCUGCACUGGCUGCAGUGUACAGUGGUGUUAUCCAAAGGCUACAGGAGACGGAACGCCUUCCUAAACCACUCGGCCCACUGGUGAUAAUCGUGUGUGGAGGUGGCAGUGUAAACUGGGCUCAGCUUCAACACUUACAGGCAGUCAUACGGAAAUGAUCAGAACUGAAAAGAUCCCUACAGUCCACUGCAUAUGAAGAUUCUUCAAUUUGUUAAAGCUAAUAUUUUAAAGAUGGUCAAUGCAAAUGCUAUAGCUUGCAGAGUCAUGAGAUGAUGUGGACUUUCUAUAGUAUUUCAUUGAUUAAAUACUAAAAUUGAUGGUUCACUCAAAAAUGAAAAGUAUGUAAUUAUUUAUUCACCCUCACGUAGUUUCAACCCUUUAUGUAUUGUCUUUCUUCUGUGGAACACAAAAGGAGAUGCUAGCAUCUUUCCUUACAACUCAGAGAACAUGUUUUGAGCAAACAUUCAGAACUAUAGAAUAAGAAAGAAUAGUCAGGAAAACAUAUUUGGAUUCUCUUCUGUAACAGCUUCCUUUAGUGAAAUAUUGUUUGUGCAAUAAAAUCAUAUCUGGACAUUA